AUGUUCCACUCCCGACGGCUCGGCUCGGCUCAGCUCGGCUCAGCUCGGCUCGGCAGGGCUCCGCACGGCUCGGCACGGCUCGGCACGGCUCGGCACGGCUCAGCUCGGCUCGGCAGGGCGCUGGGCUCCCUCCCGGCAAAGGGGAAGGAAGGGGCUCGCCGCUGGCCGAGUUCCCCCAGGCAGCCCUUGCACAGGUCGCCGCCGGUUCACCGCGGGGUUGACACCACCUCGUGUCACGAGGCUGGUCCUCGCCCGCGAUGUCCCCACCGACGUGGGCCACGGCCACGGCACGGGGCAAGCAGCGACAGGGGCCCCGCUCCAUGGGGCUCCCCAGGACGUCGGGGGACACCCAGAGCUCUCCCGCAGGACCGGAGCCCGGGCGGGCGUCUCCGACGGGUCCCCGAUGCCCGUUGCCCGGCGCAGCCCCUCGGGGAUGUCCGGUUGGGGGUGAAGCCCGUCGGGGGUCCCCGCCCACCCGGGGCUGGCGCAGCCCGCGGCCGCUCGCCUCCGUUUCCUGUGCCGCUUCUCCUUCUCCUCCUCCUCCCGCAGUCGGUGCCCAUGGCCGGCCCCGCCGCCGCGGCUCCGCUCCCGCCCGGGCAGCUCGGCCUCGUCCCGCCGCGGCUCUCGGGUGCGGGUGCCCAGGCGGGUCAGAGCUUUGAGCUGCAUCAGCCCCAGGUGAAGGUGUCGGUGGCAGCGGGGGAGACGCUCACCCUGACCUGCACCGCAUCUGGAGAUGGUCCCGUUGGUCCUGUGAAGUGGCUGAAGGGCUGGGGCAGUGAGAACGAGACCAUUUAUGACCAGACGGGCACGUUCCCCCGCGUGACGAGGGCAGUGACUGAGUCCAACACGGACUUCACCAUCCACAUCAGGGAUGUUCGCCCCGAGGAUGCCGGCACCUAUUACUGCGUGAAGUUCGAGAAGUUGCUGGGGAGCACGAAGGUGUUUCAGAGUGGGAAUGGCACCGAGGUGUCCCUGCAUGAGGCAGCCCUGGCUCCCAGCAUGGUGGCUCUAUCUGCAGUGCUGUGCUUCCUCCUCCUCGGCUUCAUCAUCGCCCUUUGCAUGUACAGGAGGAAGUGCAGAGGGGAGGCAGAGAGCCGGGACCCGGCCGGGCCGGUGGCCGGGGGCAGCUUCUUGCCCAUCCCUCUGCGGUGCUGUGCAGGCACCCCCGGCACCUCCAGCCAAACCCUGGACCCCGAGGCCUCACAUCUGCCCAAAGAGCAAAGCAGCAAGGAGGACAACAACAUCCACUACGCCGAUCUCCAGCCCCUGCCCGCAGCCCCGCGGCACAGCAGGAGCCCCGGCACAGCCAGCUCUGAGUAUGCCAGCAUCAGGGUCACUGCCAAGUGAUGUGUGGCACCGCAGCCUGCAAAGAGCCCAUCCUGGGGGAGGAAGCCGGGAUAUUUCUGCAGGGCUCAGUAAAGGAGAAGUGGAUCUGUUUGCGUGGCACACCCCGUCCAGGCUUGCACGCCACGCUUGGAGCUGGCAAAGCUUCCCUAAUUCAUUCCCACCUCGGCAACGGUGCUGGGUGAGGCUCAGGCUGGAUCUGCCGUGCUGGGGCUCAGCAGCAGCUCUCCGAGGACCCAGCAGCUGCCUCAAACACAGGACCAGGCCAUGCAGCUCAGCACCAUGUUCAAGCUAUUGGGUGCUGAUCACAGCAGGAGGGCUUCACACAUGCCUGUUCCCACCAGCACAGCUCACAACCAGCACUACCCUGGCUCAGCAGGUCCAUUACCUGUGUUAGCUUGUCACCACACCGAGCCCAUCCUCAUUAAAGCCAGCAAACAGCCA
This is a messenger RNA of Strigops habroptila (Kakapo), 1788 nucleotides long. RefSeq lists its product as uncharacterized. Bases 1 to 1347 code for a protein of 448 amino acids. The transcript is spliced from 5 exons. Lineage: Eukaryota; Metazoa; Chordata; Aves; Psittaciformes; Psittacidae. Gene Ontology annotation, cellular component: plasma membrane. The record is from RefSeq and is a predicted model, not a curated record.